Amborella trichopoda is the source of this 1398-nucleotide messenger RNA. RefSeq names its product NAP1-related protein 2. The record is from RefSeq and is a predicted model, not a curated record. Gene Ontology annotation, biological process: nucleosome assembly. Lineage: Eukaryota; Viridiplantae; Streptophyta; Magnoliopsida; Amborellales; Amborellaceae. Gene Ontology annotation, cellular component: nucleus.
AUUGGCGCAAAUAUGCAAUGAAAAGGAGCCGAGGGAAGUGGAACUGUCAUAUAAAAGAGCUAUUGCUCUCUUAAUUGGAGGUCUCUCUCUUCCUUGUUCACUGGUUCCUGGGCUUCGACCUGCAACAAAAUUAGGGUUUUGGAGAGGGUUUUGCAGAAUGGUUUUGAGCAAGGGAAAGAAGGCUAAGGUCUCCGCACCUGAAGAAGAGGAGGGUCUUGAGCACAUAGACGGGGAGCUCGUUCUCUCCAUCGAAAGGUUGCAGGAGAUACAAGAUGAGCUUGAAAAGGUCAAUGAGGAAGCAAGUGACAAGGUCCUGGAGGUGGAACAAAAGUAUAAUGAGAUACGCCGCCCUGUUUACAAUAAACGAAAAGAAAUCAUUCAAACCAUCCCUGACUUUUGGUUAACUGCAUUCCAAAGUCACCCUGCACUAGGUGAGCUUUUAACUGAAGAGGAUGAGAAGGUUUUCAAGUAUUUGCAAUCUUUGGAUGUUCAGGAUUUCAAAGACGUGAAAUCUGGCUAUUCUAUAGCAUUUAACUUCUCGACUAAUCCUUAUUUUGAAAACACAAAGCUCACAAAAACAAUUUCCUUCUCUGAUGAAGGGACAAGCAAGAUAACUGGUACAACUAUCAAAUGGAAAGAUGGCAUGGAAAUGCCAAAUGGUGUUGAUCACAAGAAAAAAGGGGGCAAGAGGGCUUUCACUGAGGAGAGUUUCUUCUCAUGGUUCAGUGAUAAUCGACAAAAUGGUGGUCUUUCAGAGAGUGAGGACGAGUCUAUUGUUUGUGACGAGGUUGCUGAGAUUAUUAAGGAAGACUUGUGGCCUAAUCCUCUCAAGUAUUUUAACAAUGAUGCUGAUGAGGAGGAGAUGGAUGAGGAGGAAGAGGAUGAGGAAGAAGAUGAUGAUGCAUUAGGGAAGAAUGAGAAUGGCUCCGAUGAUGAUGACUCCGACGAUGAUGAACAAGAUGGGGAUGAUGAAGAUGAGGCCUAGUUUUGCAUCCAUCGAUUGGUUUUGUAUGCUUGUGGCUUUGGCUCAUGUGAAGCAAGUCAUUUUGGUUGCAGAGGGGCCAAGAAACAGGAUAGCCUCUUACUUAUCUCUCGUAGUUGGUUAGCCUUCUUCUCGAAACCACAAUCUUUCUCUCUCUCUCGUGCGCUAAGGCCCUUGAUUUUGUUGGGGAAUCAUCAUGGGUUAUACAUGCGUCUUGGAUAGUGAAUUGAAUUUUUUGCAUGGCUUUUUUUUUUUGUUGCCAUUAGAGUUGCAUAGCUUAGUGGACAUGCUGAAUGUAACAUUUUGUGUUGCCAGAAGGCUGCCUGGGCCAUAAUUAUAUACAGGUAUUUUGUUUGUGAACAGAUUAUGGAACUUCAACUGUCAAUUAAUGUAAAAAUGCUCCGGUGUUCUGGUCC